Musca domestica (house fly) is the source of this 2429-nucleotide messenger RNA. Its product is annotated as DNA-binding protein D-ETS-6. Gene Ontology annotation, cellular component: nucleus. Gene Ontology annotation, molecular function: sequence-specific DNA binding; DNA-binding transcription factor activity, RNA polymerase II-specific. The transcript has 3 exons. Gene Ontology annotation, biological process: cell differentiation; regulation of transcription by RNA polymerase II. The record is from RefSeq and is a predicted model, not a curated record. Lineage: Eukaryota; Metazoa; Arthropoda; Insecta; Diptera; Muscidae. Bases 512 to 2011 code for a protein of 499 amino acids.
UGUUUGUGCUAAGAAAUCAUAUUCGCUUGUGCAACCCACCAGUGAACACGCACACGGUUCGGUCGUCGUCGACCGGCGGAGAGUCGUCGUAAAAAUAAAUUUUUUUCGCUUUGUAACGUCUUUUCGUGCUUUCAGUCAAAUAUAAAUCAAACAUAAAAAAUAAUAAUAAUCGUUCUUCAAACAUUCAAUAAUUGCAAUACGUACAGAUACGCUAACUUUGGUCAGAGCGACGGCCACGACGAGAUACGUAGAUCGGCCAAAUCCGAAUGACCGUGUAUGAUUCAUACCACCGUGAGAAUGUCCUACGUCCAUCCGUAACGCAAACGUCGUUUAAUUCGCGGAAUUCCUAGCCACAUUAGUGUGAAUCAUUCCCAGUAAUUUUGUGUUGAACAAUUUUAACCAAAAAUGCCGGUUCUAUUCUCAUGAUAUAUAUAUGUGUGUGUGUAUUAAGGUGUCAGAGUAGUGUGAACUUUAGUGAAAAGUUAGCGGCAUUGAAAAUAAGAACGACAGAAUGUCAAAAUCCUGUCCACUGGAAUACAUAUUCAAAUUGAAAAAUAUGACUUUCAAUAUUUUCGUGAAUAGUGAGAACUUGUUGAUGGUGGUCAGUAUUUGUAGUUUUUACAUCAGAAAAUAUAUGGACAACUCGUUAAUAGGCCUGCUUGAAGUUCGGUUAAUAUCAAUGCAUGCCGAUUCUGUUGAAAGUGAAAUAGAAGACCGGCGCGAAACGUCAGAUGUCGCUAAUAAAAAUGCCAUAACUAUCACUGAAUAUAAUUCCACUAAUGAAAGUAUUCUGAACGUAAAACCUACUUGCCAUAGUGCCCGCAUAGAAACUGUUCAGCCGACUACCCCCAGCGAGUGCAGCAUCCAGCUUAAUAAAACUGCACUAUCUGGACUACAUGUUUUUCUUCCGAAAAAAUCACCUGCGAAAAAAUCAGAUCCUGGAAUAAGGAUUCGAGAGCAUACACCACCUCCAUUAUCACCCGUGGAAGUUCCAGUAGAUCCACGUGUUUGGGAGGCCAGUCACAUAGCAGCUUGGGUAAAAUGGAUGACGGAACAAUUUGAUAUUGAACCGGAGCCGGACAUAUCUAGGUUCCCAACAUCAGGGACUGAACUUUGUGCGAUGAGCCGAGCUGAUUUUUGGGUUUGUGCAGGUUCGCGGCAUGGAGGUAUUCUGUUCGCCAAGCAUUUUGCUUGGACACUUCACAAUGCCACCGGCAGAGAAACUAGCCCAAUGUUAAGCGAUAAUGAACCGAAUCCGUAUCAGCUUUUAAAUGCCGCUUCACACCGAUUGGUUGUUCAAGGUUCGGGGCAGAUACAGUUGUGGCAAUUCUUGCUUGAGCUGCUUGGCGAUUCGUCGAAAAACAACUACAUAGCGUGGGAGGGAACAAAUGGCGAAUUCAAGUUGGUCGACCCUGAUAUGGUAGCAAAGCUGUGGGGAGAGCGAAAGGCGAAACCGAACAUGAACUAUGAUAAACUCAGCAGAGCUUUGCGAUACUACUAUGAUAAAAAUAUUAUGACGAAAGUGCAUGGUAAGCGAUACGCGUACAAGUUCGAUUUCCAUGGCCUUAUGAUAGCGUGCCAAUCACAGGCACAGGGUUGUGAUGCAUCCUCUACCAUUGGUAUGCUUGGAGCGUACAAAGUUCCUCACCACCAACAUCAUCCUCCAUAUCCUGCUCAGCAAUCCCUCAUACACCCCUCCACAUCCAAUACACAAGUACAUAUACAUGCUACCCCAUCAAGUACGCACGUUGACCACACAACAUCCUCCCCACCUGGAUCCAGCAUGGGGUUUUCACCGCCGACUGCCGAAGUCAUAACAACACAUACUGUGCCAAAUACGUUAACGGGAUUUGUUCACCCCAAUCGGACAUUGGAGGAGACAGAAUCCCCCGAUACGCCGUCCUCGCCACCAGUACCUCCGGUCCCGUCUCUGAAUUCUCGAAGUCCAUACUGGUCUUACUGCAGCUCUAGUUUCGAGCCUCGAUCGCCGCAAACGGAUACAUUUCAUUAGGCAAAACCAAUUUAAAAAUGUCUUUUUCUCGCCAUAUUCCUCCCAAGUGAAUAGAUUACCAUCAUUGUCCCCAAAAAGAACCACCCGUUGCGUGGGCAGCCCAAAGCGCCCUUAAAGUUAAUUUGACAAUUAUGUGUGAUAAGAUAUAACUAGGUAAUAAUCAAACUAGUUAAAGGGUACUAUGUGUGCCGCCCCAUCAAGUUUAUGCAAGUGUAAGAAGCUAGGGGGGCACACCAACUGAAUGUUAUUUCGUGUACAUACAGCAUUUGGCAAAUUAUUUUUUAGUAUUUCGGUUAUGCUUACAUAAGUUGUUAGACAAUUUGUAGAAAUAAACUUUAUGAAAUUGUACUCCAAGAACUAAUCAACGGUACUUGUCUCUAAUAAAUAAAUCGCAUACAUCCCUAAAAAUAAACCUUUA